Gadus morhua (Atlantic cod) is the source of this 3900-nucleotide messenger RNA. RefSeq names its product NBR1 autophagy cargo receptor b (gene nbr1b). Gene Ontology annotation, biological process: macroautophagy. Gene Ontology annotation, cellular component: phagophore assembly site. Bases 158 to 3403 code for a protein of 1081 amino acids. The transcript is spliced from 24 exons. The record is from RefSeq and is a predicted model, not a curated record. Lineage: Eukaryota; Metazoa; Chordata; Actinopteri; Gadiformes; Gadidae. Gene Ontology annotation, molecular function: ubiquitin binding.
UCCCUAUGUGGGCGUGUUCAGUCCGCUGAUGUAAACAGAAAAUACCCUACGUCUGAUCCCCACGGAUAAGUGACUGACGGAAUUGGUGACAUUGCGCCAGCAAUUCAAUGCACCAGACACGUUUUUAAUAUGUUUUAAAGCGCAGCAGUCCGAAACUAUGGACUUCUAUAUUAAUCUAAAGGUGAAUUUCAGGGGAAAUGCGAAGAAUUUUCUGCUGUCGGGCUCCGACACGAAGAGCUGGGAGACCAUGGAGGCCAUGGUGAAGCGCUCCUUCGGCCUGUGUCACCUCCAGGUCACCUACUUUGACGAGGAGAAUGAGGAGGUAUCCAUCAACAGUCAGGCUGAGUAUGAAGAAGCUUUGAAGAGCGCCGCCAGACAGGGGAACCGCCUGCACAUGAACGUGUACGAGACGCGGGGCCAGCCCACCCGGGUGCCCGCCGCCCCCGCCGCCACACUGCCCGCGCCGGCCCUGGCCCCCCGGGCCGGCGGGGCCGAGCCCAAGAGGGGGUUCCGGCCCCCCCAGAUCACCCACUGCCCCGCCCUCACGCAGGUGGUCAGCCGCAAGGUCCAGGCAGCGGUGCCGGAGCAGGGCAUGGUGAUCCUCAAGGAGCUGAAGGGGAGCAGAGAGGAGGACAAGACCCCGCCGGCCUGGUUCACCUCCUACAUGGAGAAGUUUAAGGACCAGGUGGUUCGCGAGGCGGUGGAGAAGAUCUGCCGCGAGUUCUCCGGCCAGUGCUGCAUCCACAAGCCCAUGGGGGGGGGCUCGUCCGGGGGCGCGCCCGGAGCAGGAGGAGGUGGGGGGGGGUCCGGGGCCGGAGGCGGGCCCCCAGGCGGCCCCGGCGCCAGGGGCGGCGGCGGCGGCGGCGGGGGCGGGGCCAACGUGAUCGCGGUAGCCGACGUCCACCACCAGGCCCCCGAGGUGCCCACCUCAGUGCUCCCCGGCGUGCCCACCUCCUCCUCGGCCUCCUCCGCCUCCUCCUCCUCCUCCUCCUCCUCCGCACCGCACUGCUCCUCCUGCAGAGGGCAGACGGCGGGCGGGGGCUACCAGUGCAGUGUGUGUACCUCCUGUACUCUGUGCGAGCCCUGCAGUUUCUCCCAUGAUCCCAGCCACAACCUGGUGAGGGCCCGGACGCCCCUCUCCAUCCCCGAGCACGGCUCGCCGGCCCCGGACCACAGCAGGUUCUACCGGCGGGGCGACCGAAGCUUCCGGAAGGCGGAGAAGCAGCGCCUGAAGGCGGAGAAGCGGCAGCUGAAGGCCGAGGUGAAGGAGAUCCGCAAGCAGCUGCGCAUGGAGAGGCGGGGCCAGCAGUGGAGCUCCUCCCACCACGACGGAAGCUCCUCCCCCGUCCUGCUGCAGCCCCGCGCCACCCAGCACCACAACAGCCCCGAACGUCCAAAGCGCCCGUGUCCGCUGGCGGCGCCCGCCAUGACGGCGGUGUUCCUGGACGAGAACCUUCCCGACGGGACGCGGCUCCGCCCCGCCACCAAGUUCAUCAAGUACUGGAAGAUGAGGAACACGGGCACGGCCAGCUGGAACGCCGACACCAAGCUCAAGUUCAUGUGGGGGAACCUUGCCGUGGGUUCUGGCGAUCGCUGGAGGGAAGUGUCCGUUCCUUUCCUCCAACCCGGUCAGGUGGGCGUGGUGAGCGUGGCCCUGUGCGCCCCCAGCGUGGAGGGCUCCUACACCUCCCACUGGCGGCUGGCCCACGCCGGGGAGCAGUUCGGGCCCCGGGUGUGGUGCAGCAUCGUGGUGGACCCCCAGGCCCCCGCCGCCAUGAUGGCCGACGGGAUCCUGGUCUCGCCCUGCGUCACCCCACAGGGUAAGAACCCCAUGUCCAAGGACGGGAACCCCUGCCCUGCGACCCGGGACCAGGCCCUGGUCUCGGUGGACCAGGAGGAGUACUACAUCCCGUCUGUGGACCUGCUCACUGCACAGGACCUUUUGUCCUUUGAGUUGCUGGACAUCAACAUUGUGCAGGAGCUGGAGAGCGUCCCCAACACCUCGCCCGCAGUGGCCCCUACAGACGUGUGUCCCCCCCCACAGGACGGGAGCUCCUCCCCUUUGGGGUUGAUCCAGGCGGAGUCUGAGGGCGCCACUGGCUCCACGGAUGCACCAAAGGGGGAGGGGCCAGGAGCGGAGGGGAGUGGUGGGGGCGUGCCUGCCCAGGAGGAAGGGGGAGGCGACCUCAGCGGGACCCAGUUUGUGUGUGAGACCGUGAUUGGCUCUCUGACGUUGGAGGAGGCCCCUGACCACGCCCCUGUCCGAGGGACACGCCCCGGCCACGGCAAAGUGGUACGGCCCGCGGCCCAGGGCGGCUCGGUGUCUUUGUGUGUGAAGAGCCCCCACAGCGACCGGAGCCCGGACAGCUGCCCCUCGGGCCUGAAGGCGUCCCUCCCCACCCCCCUGAAGGCCUGCCUCCCGGGGCCGCUGUCCGCGGGCCCCCCCGCCGGCCCCGGCUCGGCCCCGGGCCCCUCCAGGGCCACGCUGAUGGGGGAGCGCAGGCUCACAGAGCAAGGGUUGGGCGUGCGGAGCAUGUGUGCGGACCCCCGGCGGAAGGCGAGGGGCCUGGAGGAGGAGAAGGAGAGCCCCGAAGGAGAGGACAAGAUGGAGGAGUGGAUGAGGAGCCGUUCCUCCUCGGCCUCCUCCGAGGACUACAUCAUCAUCCUCCCCGACUGCUUUGACACCAGCCGGCCACUAGGGGACUCCAUGUACAGCUCAGCCUUGUCCCAGCCCGGGGACCCCACGGCUGAGACCCCCUCCACCCCCGAGACCCCCCUGGAGGAGCUGGGGGGGCCGGGGGUGUCGGUGACCAGCAGCGCCAACGACAUGCUGUGCACCUCCCAGACGCUGGACGACGAGCCGCUGACCCCCGAGGUGGUGGCGCCCCCUACAGCCGGCCUCACGCCAAGUCUGGAGGGCAGGGAAGAGGCGGUGCAGGACCAGAAUGCGGGUCAAGAGGUCGGGGAGGAGGAAGUGAGCUCUGACCUCUACCAAAACCAGGAGGGCCCCGCAGACACACAGCCCCAGGAAGACACCCCCGAGGACCCCGCAGACCCCCCAGACACAGCGCCCGACAAUCCUGAGGACCCCAGCCAUCCAGGAAUCACAGACGAGCUGGUGAAGGGGGCGCUGUCUGUGGCCGCCUCCGCCUACAAGGCCCUGUGCACAGGGCAGGGUCCCACCCAGCCCCCGGUGGACGCCUCCUCCGAGGACACCAUGACAGCCGUGCUGGUGGAGAUGGGCUUCAGCGACCGCACGCUGAACCAGAGGCUGCUGAGGAAGCACGGCUUCAACCUGCUGGACGUGGUCAACGAGCUGGUGCAGAUGACCGACAACGACUGCUUCGCUGGAGGGACGGACCACCUGAGAACAGGAUGUGAACCCGACCUCAACAGGCUGUGACAUUUCCCUGCUCAGCUUUCAACCUCCCGCACACGCACAGAGACACACAAUCACCUACAGUCAUUAUCACACACACACACACACACACACACACACACACACACACACACACACACACACACACACACACACACACACCUCAAAUCACCACCAUGCACACACAACCUCACUCACCCCUCACAGCCACACAAAAAGACACACACAUGCACGCACACGCAUGCACACACGCACCCAGGUCUGCUUUGCAUCCUGGCCCCAUGGUGGUUGAGGGUUCUGUUCCCAAACCAGGGGGAACAUCGCAGCGUAUCAAAAUAAAAGUACCCGCUGUUUGUCACGGGCCAUCCUGCGGUCCAACAUAGACUGCCGACGCCUGGCCUCCCAGUGCAUGGCUGCCAUCGUGUACCCUACACACACACACACACACACACACACACACACACACACACACACACACACACACACACACACACACACACACACACACACACACACACACA